AUGUUUCCAGCAGGGGUCCGCCACGAGGCGACGGCUGCCGACGAAGGCGGCUCGGUGAUGGAGCGCUGGCAGACUGGAGAGGGACGUUCCCAAGAAAUAGCAUCGUCGCCCCAAAGCAGCCCCACAGCUUUACUUCGAACACGAUCACCACUACUCGCUCCUAGGGCCCAUGCCUUCUCAGCGUUUGGAUCACAGAACUACCCACCGAUUACCUUGGAUCGCACAGAUCAGGUAGCUCCUCCAGGGGCCAAAAUUCGACUUACAGCAAGCUUUUGGGAGGACGAAGGCUCCCUUUGUUUUCAAGUUGAAGCUAGAGGGGUUUGCGUGGCUCGCCGUGAAGACAACCACAUGAUCAACGGUACCAAGCUGUUAAGUGUGGCUGGAAUAGAUCGAGGCCGUCGAGACGGCAUAUUGAAGAGCGAGAAGACUAGACAUGUGGUCAAGACCGGCCCGAUGCACCUCAAGGGCGUUUGGAUCCCAUUCGAGCGUGCUCUAGCCUUGGCAGAUAGGGAGAAGAUCACUGAGUUACUAUAUCCUCUGUUUGUGCAUGAUAUCAAGCAGCUCCUAUACGAUCCGAAGAAUCAGAAGCGCACCUAUCUUGCCAACCCCCAACAUAAGUCCCAGGAAACAAAGGAACCGGCCGAACCUAUCGAAAGUCAUGUCCGUCAGAUUGACGUGCCAGAAGAUGGCGACAAAACUUCACAAGAGAUCCCAUUGGACACGCUGCGGAAUGAUGAACUCCAAGAGCAAGGCCCCAUUGGAUCGCUAUCCAGGUCUCUCAUAGAGACUCUGAGUCUCAUUCUUAUUGAAGUCAGGACACACUCCGAUAGGGCUCUACACUAUGGUUCCCUGGAGUCAAGCUGUGCAGCAUUAUUUUUCUGGGAUGCUGACCUGGGAUUAUCGCGAGGCGAGCUCGAUGAUAUGCUACAAGACUCUCCUCAGCUGCGCGAUACUUGUCUCACUGUUCUUGUGUCAAUCUCCCAAUUUGUCAGCAUAUCGUUAAUACAUCUCAUCAGUAGCGAGCAGCGCCGAAAAGAAGUGUUACAGUCAACAAGUAUUUUGACAUGCCUGGAUCAAACUGUUAAUAUGAUUGAGCAGCAAUAUCAUUCAACUGAUAAGCCCGAGCAAGAUGCCGAAACAUUAUGUCAGACUCUCCGUACAAGAAUCGAUACACUUAUCAUGCUAGCACCCAGCCUGGAAUCACCAGCAGAGGAAACCUUUGAUGACGAAGAGCCACGUGCUAUCCAAUAUAUGGAGAAAAACUUACCAGAGCAGGCCUACAUCAACAGCGUUUCGGAAAAGUUCCCUCUAGCAGCAUCAGAAAUUGUUGCUCAACUAGGAAAAUUGAACUGGGAUCGAUACAAUCACAUGCUUCAUCUACAGCGGGAAACGAUGCAGCAGGAGUUCCAAAUGGCCACCAUGGAGAAAGCAAGGACAAUAUUCAACGACUCUGGUCUUGGAAUAUCUUUACCAGCACAGUCAAAAGCUGCUUCCAGCUCCGAAUCUAUCUAUGCGCCAUCAAUUGUUUCUACCAGAGCUGAAGCGAGUCACAAACGUGUGCCUCUACUUCCACCACAAGCACGGUCUGGCGAGCCUUUCACCUGCGAAAUUUGCAAUAAACAAGUCAAGUUUCAGCGGACCAAAGCCUGGAAGAAACAUGUCUUUAGGGACAUACUGGCAUAUGCUUGCUUCUUCGCCGAGUGCUGCAACACUCGCAUGUUCUUCGAGGACAGCGAUGCGCUAAUGACCCACCUACAAGACCAACAUGGGAUGGAUGUUCGACUCUCGGAUGUGGAGUGUCCUCUCUGCAUGGAGUUUACUUCCGGGGACCGUGAUGUCCUAGCACUCCACAUUGCCCGCCAUAUGGAAGAAAUCGCUCUUGCUAUACUACCUUCUGGUGUUGAAUCCGACGAAGAAUCAGCAGAUGAAUCAGGAAGCGUCAUUGGAUCUAAUGAUAGC
Molecule: messenger RNA, 1959 nt
Organism: Bipolaris zeicola 26-R-13
Lineage: Eukaryota; Fungi; Ascomycota; Dothideomycetes; Pleosporales; Pleosporaceae
Exons: 3
Biological process (GO): positive regulation of transcription by RNA polymerase II
Cellular component (GO): nucleus
Molecular function (GO): sequence-specific DNA binding; DNA-binding transcription factor activity
Source: RefSeq, a predicted model, not a curated record